GCUGACUGUCAUAUAACCACCUGUCAGGAUGAGUGAGGAAGAGCAGAGUAACGGCCCGCUGGCUGUCAGGAAACCGUCCCGUAUGCCCAAAUGCUCACGCUGCAGGAACCACGGCUUCGUGUCUCCGCUAAAGGGCCACAAACGCUUUUGCAACUGGAGAGACUGUCAGUGUCAAAAAUGCAGACUUAUCGCUGAAAGACAGCGGGUCAUGGCAGCCCAGGUGGCCUUACGGAGGCAGCAGGCCCAAGAGGAAGAGAUGGGCAUCUGCAGUCCGGUUAACCUGUCCGGUUCAGACACUAUGGUGAAGAACGAGGUCGUGGGUGAUGUGAAUGUGUUUACUAUCAGCUCAGGACCGCCAUCACCCACUAACAGCAGUAACACCGCAUCUCCAACCAACCUAGAGAGCCGUUCCAUGCUGACUCUAAGCUCUGCAGUGGCCAGCAGAGGGCACAAUGAGGGUCCUUCUGAGCUGAUGGUGGAUGCCUCCUAUUACAACCUCUACCAGCCCACACCGUACACGUCCUACUAUAGCAACCUGUACAACUACCAGCAAUACCAGAUGCCCAAUGGAAAUGGCCGCCUGUCCAGCCAUAAUGUGCCCCCACAGUACCGCACACACUCCUACUAUUCAUCUUACCUGAGUCAGGGGAUUGACACGGCUGCAUGUGUCGCACCCAACACCUGCCCUGAGCCCAAAGCAGCAGCUUACUCCAGUGGAGUUCAAGACAGCUCAAUGAUCAACACCGAGAACAAGCUGGAGUGUGAGAGCAGCUCAGAGUCUGGAACCUUCUCCGUCAACUCCGUCAUAGAUGGGGCAACCAAGUAAAACACCCUCACCUGCACCAAUCUCCCUUUUUUUUGCUGUUUUCUAAAAGUUUAGUGAUUCUCUAACCAAAUCCUACCUUAUUGUUCAACAUUUUAAUGUUAAUACUGAUCAGGUUGAUCAAUGUGGUGUUAAACUUUGUUGGGGUAAUUCUUUCAGAUUUUUAUAGAGGCAGAAAUCAGUUUCUCAGUGAUUAUCAGAAAUGCCGUUUACCAUGUUUCACACAGUUUGAUAGCUUCAGUUUAAUUUGAUUUUAAAACUAAAAUGAGUUACUUUUGCUUUCUAGCAGAAAGCCAUUGAAAGAAAUGGCAGAUCCAUUUAUUGUCACAUAUGGGUUCAAGCUCCGUAUUGCUGUCAUUGGCCUAAUGGAUAAUCUAACUUCCUUUCCAUGACCUUCAUGCUGUAAAGUAUAUGAGGGCUUCUCAAGCAUCUCCAUAGUGUUGUGCGGGACAGUUGGGUUAGAAGAGAUACUAUUCAAUUAUGCUUCAAUCUCACAGCGAACGGCUUGUUUAUUUAUGGCCAUCACUAAAGGGAAUCAUUUAACUUCCUGUGCAUGAUCCAGCUAAUGUGCAGUGCUCUUCUGAGCUUUCUUUGUAUAAAAUGAAUCUGUGCCCUUGAUUUUAAUGGUGUUGGCACAGAUCGUGUCCUCAGUCAAGUCCCAAAUAGAGGAGAAGAGGGACACACAACUUUGUCUAGGCUCUGUUUGUUACAGAUGUACAUUUAACUACAAAUGAUGUCAUUUUUCAGCAUCUUGAGCUGAUUGAAAUGAGCCAUAUGUGAAGCGUAAUCUGUUUUUUUACAUUUCCUUUUUAUAAUGCAUGGCCCUUUAAUAUGCUUCGACAAUCUUUUGCACUUAUUUACUUGCAUACAACUUAAUUGUAAUGGGUAACACAUUUUUUUUUUCUAAAAUGAAUGUAAAAUGUAAUUAUUUUUAAGCAUUUCCAUUUUGUGAUUUUGUUAAACUAACAGUUCUCAGUUUGAUUCGCGUGUUAAUUUGUUUUCCAGACGUAUAAAUUGACCCACUGUAUUUUGGUGUUGGUGUCUUCUGACACCAUGAUGUUACAGAUAUUUUUAUUAUUGUUAUGAUUAUAAAACGACGCAAAAGCUAAUUUGCAGUCGUUCUGUGUUUAUACACUCUCAUGUUCAGUGGAAAUAAAAUCAUUAUUGAUGAGA
Pimephales promelas (fathead minnow) is the source of this 1996-nucleotide messenger RNA. RefSeq names its product doublesex and mab-3 related transcription factor 1 (gene dmrt1). Gene Ontology annotation, cellular component: nucleus. The record is from RefSeq and is a predicted model, not a curated record. Gene Ontology annotation, biological process: sex differentiation; regulation of transcription by RNA polymerase II. Gene Ontology annotation, molecular function: DNA-binding transcription factor activity, RNA polymerase II-specific; RNA polymerase II cis-regulatory region sequence-specific DNA binding. NCBI's taxonomy places the organism in Eukaryota, Metazoa, Chordata, Actinopteri, Cypriniformes, Leuciscidae.